AUGGACUCCUCCGCGGGGCCUGGGACGCCUUUGCCCAAAUACUGCACCGUGGCCACGACCCUGAAGGCCCCUGCCUGGGCGGGCACCGCUCUUCCCUGGGACCUCUCCUUCACCUGCCCCCUCGCCUGCCGAGCACCCUGUCUGACCCGGCACAGCCUCCUCACCAGAUACGCAUCUUACUACCCGUGUCUCCACAUUGCUGACCCAGCAUGGCAGGGGCCUGGCUGGCUGGGAAGAGUUGGAGAGGCUGCUGACACAUGGGUCCUGGCAAGAAGGGAACCAGAUGGCUUUUAUUACAGGGCUCAGAUAAAGGCUGCUCCAGAGUUGGAGAGGCAGGGGGUCCUGCUGGUGGAAUUUGAGGCUCCCCUUGUCACAGGCCCAGAGCUGCCAGCCCAGCGGCAGAGCGUGGUCUUUGAGGAAGAUGUCAUUCAGUUCUCGCCAACCAUGGAAUACUCACUGCGACCUGGGGACAAGGUGCUGGCACCCUGGGGCCCUGACCAACAGCGCUAUGGUCCUGGCACUGUUCUCUUGGGCUUGGAGGCAAGAGACCCCCAGAGAGCAUCCCCCAAAGAAGAAGAAAUUACUGUUCACUUCUGGAAUGGCAGGACCGCACCAGUGCCUCUCAGAGGGGUCCAGUGGGUGCCCCCGGCUGUCUGGAAGAAGGCUGUGGAUGGGCUGCACAAGCCUUACACCAGGGAGCACCCCAGGCCCCUCGUCUGGGCCCCUUGCUGCUCUCUGGUGGGGCCGGUCGCUGGAUUGGUCACCAGCGGGCUUCCUUGGAGCCCUCCGUUCCUGUGUGCUCCCUGCUACCCACAUGCCAGCUGCCAGCUGCUGGUCCAGGGCUGCCUCUGCUGCUGCCCCCUGGCUGGACCCAUCUGGUGGCCUCUAAUCAGGACCUCAGGGGUCGCAGCCAGAGAACCUCCAGAAGCGGAGCUGAAGCCCACAGCCCAGCUUUUGCCCCUGGAGAAUCCUAAGGAGGAAGAAGUGGCAGUGCUGGCUCCCAUGGCUGUUUCCUCCUCCUCUGCCUCCUCUUCUGAAGACGAGGAUUUGGAGAAUGAGCUGGAGAUGGGCCCCCCUCCGAGGCUGCUGGUGGACAGCACAGUCAGCAUGGACCCCAUCCUUCUCGAGAAGUCUCCAGGGAAGCAGGGUGGCCUCUGCCAGCCCGAGUGGAGGUACUGGAGGAGAAACGGGCCUGAGCCGCACCCGGGGAAGCCAGGAAUAAGACUUUGCAGCACCCAGAAAGAUGAGAAGAGCAACAGACAGCAGAGAGAGAAACCUGCUGCAGCGGGGAGUCCCAGGGAGCUGGCCCUGGACGUCACUGGCAUGAAGCCGCUACAGAUCCUGCCCAAGGAAGCCGAACGCAGAAAACUGAGUCAGGGUACUGCUGCACAUCAGGGGGGUCAGAACUCCCCUUAG
Messenger RNA from Rangifer tarandus platyrhynchus (Svalbard reindeer), 1416 nucleotides. NCBI's taxonomy places the organism in Eukaryota, Metazoa, Chordata, Mammalia, Artiodactyla, Cervidae. The record is from the annotation of a GenBank genome assembly.